CAAUCAUGGUGGGCAAGAACAGGACAAAUGAAUUUUUAGCUGUGGUCGAGUCUUGUUUAUCAAGAGAUGCUGGCAUUCAUCGCCAGCAAUCCAUGCAACCUGCAGACAAGAUUCACCUGCUCAACCACCAGGGUCACCAUGCAGCAGGUCCACAGCUACGGACCAAGUCUGAGUUCACCAAAGCUGCAUCCUCUAUUGGUCGUGACAUCAACUCAACCAUGACCAAACUACAGAAACUCACAACUUUGGCCAAACGAAAGUCACUUUUCGACGACAGACCAGUCGAAAUCAACGAACUCAUUUAUGUCAUCAAACAAGAUAUUGCCAAAAUCAAUUUACAAAUCGGCAAGCUAGGUGAUUAUUUGGCUCGGAAUGGUGGGGAUGCUUCUGGGUCGUCUGGUUCCACCUCUGCUUCUGGCGCUCGCUCCAACAACAGACAAACCAAAGAGCAUUCACACAAUGUCAUUUCUAGUCUACAAUCCAAACUCGCUACUACUUCAGAUGAGUUUAAAUCCAUUCUUGAAGUCAGGUUCCAAAAUAUGAAGGAUCAAAAGAGUAGACGAGAUCAGUACUCAUUUGCAUCUAAUGCUGGAUCAAGUAUGGAUACCUCCGACUCUCCAUUGUAUCAUCCUGAGCGACGCCCUAAUAAUGCAAUACAAGCUGUUGCUCCUGAUCCCAAUAGUUCAUCAUCAUCCUUUCAGCCCACAUCUGGAACACCACAACCUACACUCAGAACUGGAUCGGCAGGGGCAGGAUACUCAUCAGUACCAAUGUCUGCCGAUACAAUAGCAAUAGAUUUUGGUUCACAGGGUCUCCAGCAAUCCAUGAUGCUUCCAGCAAGUCAAUCCUAUGAACAAUCCGAAUACCUUGAAUCUCGCAGUCAAGCCAUUGAAUCUAUUGAAUCUACCAUCAUUGAGUUGGGCCAGAUCUAUCAAAAUUUUGCUACCGUGCUUGCUGGCCAGCGUGAAAUGGUUCAGCGUAUUGAUGACAACGUGAUGGAUGUCCAAAUGAAUGUGGAAGGUGCCCACACACAGCUUGUCAAAUACUAUCAAAAUAUCUCUAGUAAUCGAGCACUAAUGCUAAAAAUCUUUGCUGCAGUAAUUGCCUUUUUUUUGAUUUUUGUAAUGAUGACCUGA
Batrachochytrium dendrobatidis JAM81 is the source of this 1136-nucleotide messenger RNA. RefSeq names its product t-SNARE syntaxin. The transcript has a single exon. NCBI's taxonomy places the organism in Eukaryota, Fungi, Chytridiomycota, Chytridiomycetes, Rhizophydiales. The record is from RefSeq and is a predicted model, not a curated record. Gene Ontology annotation, cellular component: endomembrane system; SNARE complex; Golgi membrane. Gene Ontology annotation, molecular function: SNARE binding; SNAP receptor activity. Bases 6 to 1136 code for a protein of 376 amino acids. Gene Ontology annotation, biological process: endoplasmic reticulum to Golgi vesicle-mediated transport; intracellular protein transport; vesicle fusion.